GAUUGGCUGUCAGCCGAGGCCACCGCGACGCUUCUGUGCUGCACGAGCUUCGCCACAACAGAUGGACCUCUCGCGCUCUCCUCCUCCUACUUCCACCAGCUCUUGGAUGCACGGCUGCACGCGCACCCGCUGAUUGUUUUCUACGGAUAAAAAACGAACGAUUUCACCAAAAAGUCGACCGUUAACGGAUAGUUGAGCUGAAACGGAAAGGAAAGAAAAGAAAGGAAGGUGGAGGACCGACAGCGAGGAGAAACGCUGAAGGCCACUCCAACCUGCUGGUGACUCAACAAGAAUCUACAGUCUUCAAUUCGCUCCGCCCAUGCUAGCUGAGAAUGGAUGAUACACAGGAUGGGGUUCAGAUUGGAGAGAACAAGUUUGUCAGCAAGGCAACAGUCCUCUCACAUCUGAAAACAUACAACCUUUAUUAUGAGGGACAGAACCUGCAGCUCCGGCACAGAGAAGAAGAGGGGGAGCUGAUUGUUGAGGGCUUGCUAAAUAUCUUUUGGGGCCUGCGGCGACCAAUCAGGCUUCAGAUGCAGGAUGACCAUGAGCGAAUUCGACCACCCCCCUCCUCCACAUCCUGGCACUCUGGUUGCAAUCUGGACAGUCAAGGUUCACCCAACACAGAAGGUCAGCAGAGUCCACCAAGUGUGGAGGUGACGCCACCUGACAGUAAACCAGAGGAUAACGAAGAAAUUGAGGAACACUCGGAAGAGGACAGUGAGAGCUCCGCUCAGCUCCUCAGGACAAAGAGCGAUGCUGGAGUUUUAAGAAGAGGUCAGCGAAGGUCCCCAAGUGACCAGAGAAAAAUCAGACGCCAUCGAUUCUCUAUUAACGGACACUUCUAUAACCAUAAGACGGCAGUGUUCACGCCUGCUUUUGGUUCAGUCACUAAUGUUCGGAUCAACAGCUGCAUGACGACGCCUCAGGUGCUGCGAGUUCUUCUCAACAAGUUUAAAAUUGAAAACAGCCCAGAUGAUUUUGCGCUGUAUCUUGUCCAUACAAGUGGAGAGCGUGUCAAACUCAAGCGGACUGACUAUCCUCUAGUGCUGAGAGUAAUGCAGGGUCCAUGUGAGCAGGUCUGCAAGGUUUUCCUCACGGAAGAAGACUUGGGUGAAGAAGUCACAUAUGAUGUGGCGCAAUAUAUCAAGUUUGAGAUGCCUGUUCUGCAGAGUUUCAUCACCAAGCUUAAGGAAGAGGAGGACAGAGAGGUGCAGAAACUCAGGAGAAGGUAUAAUUACCUGCGCUGUAUAAUUGAAAAGCAGCUCCGUUGUUAUGUAGAAGAGACAAAGUGUAUGUGACCUGCCUCCUCCAACAUAUAUCAGACUGUUACAAACCUCCCUGGAGUGUCACAUCCUCCCAUCUGCGACCAACAAGAGUGACCGAAGAUCGGCUGAAAGCAUCCUCUUCUUUGUUAUGACUGCAAAUCUGUCCAGCUACAAUCAAAAUUUUAGCAUGCUAAACUGUGUGCAUGUUAAAUGUGACCCUUUUAACAUCCGAGGUAAUGACAGUUCAUGCCGAACUGAUCAGACGUUAUCACCUCAUCUCUGUUUGCUUUUAAGUAACAUGAAGUACACACAGACUGGGACUCUUCUCCUGGGUGAUUUUUUUUUUUUAUAGCAGAAUGAGGCUGAAAUUAAAAUGAGUAUUUGUAUUACUGUAAAGCACAAUUGUAUUGUUACAGUCUUAGAAAAGUGCCUGUUGGAAGGUUUUUCCAAGCACCAACUGUUCAAAUUGACUCAAAAAUUGUUUGUCCAGGCACACAAAAUCCAGGGCAAAUUCCUAGAACAUUAACCAGACUGUGCAUUAAAACAAGAGAAACCAAAACAGGAAAUGGAUGUGAUGCCAAUCAGACCGUGAGCAAGUGCUCCUAGUCCUUUAAGCAGACUUCAUCUAGUCCAUUAAAGCACUCGCUGCUUUUA
Messenger RNA from Melanotaenia boesemani (Boeseman's rainbowfish), 1922 nucleotides. It is a transcript of the gene rassf2b, whose product is annotated as Ras association domain family member 2b. The record is from RefSeq and is a predicted model, not a curated record. Gene Ontology annotation, cellular component: cytoplasm; nucleus. The coding region runs from base 333 to 1301 and encodes 322 amino acids. Lineage: Eukaryota; Metazoa; Chordata; Actinopteri; Atheriniformes; Melanotaeniidae. Gene Ontology annotation, biological process: positive regulation of protein kinase activity; regulation of non-canonical NF-kappaB signal transduction; positive regulation of JNK cascade. The transcript has 11 exons.